Mercenaria mercenaria is the source of this 5318-nucleotide messenger RNA. RefSeq names its product zinc finger E-box-binding homeobox 1-like. Bases 181 to 2286 code for a protein of 701 amino acids. The transcript has 5 exons. The record is from RefSeq and is a predicted model, not a curated record. Lineage: Eukaryota; Metazoa; Mollusca; Bivalvia; Venerida; Veneridae.
CUUACGAUGCACCAUUUCCUGAAAAAAAAUGAACGAACAAAACGUCAAAUAAAGAAUAAAAUUGACGUUUAUAUAGAAAAUCUAUUUGUGAGUCGGGUAAAUGGAAAUAUUUUAAUGAAUGACCUUGAAAGAGCAGCCUGGUGCUUUUAGUUGGAAAGUUGAUCAGGAAGUGUUGCAGAGAUGCGACUUGUGCGGAGGGAGAGCGUGGAGGAGCCGCAGGAGGGUACAGAGGAAUAUAAACAUGCCAUUAAAUCUGUGAUAAAGUGCCAGAUACAAUCAUUGUUACAGAAGUUAGCUGUUGAGAUUGGUGAAGAGACCAUUGUGAUCAGUACAAAUACUACAGCAGGAACAUACAGCCAGUUUGGUUCAUUCAUGGGGCAGGAAUACCUCGAAGAGAAAGAUGGCUUUGUGCAGUCUAUUGGUUUUGGCUUUAGUGCAUUCUGUGCAGAGAAACAGAAUCUUGGUCAGGUCAGAGAUUUGAAUAAUUACAGUAUUGGUACAGAGGAAAUCCAUUCUGAUACAGUCAGAAAUACCUUGCCAGCCCCAAGAAAGAAAUCACCAAGAAAACGACCUUUGACCCCAAAUUAUGAGUCACCUCCGAACAAGAGGAAGCAGAAUCAGUAUUCAGCUGAGACAGGUUCUAGUCAGAUAUUCAUCAAAACUCCAUACCAGUACCAGCCAACUCAGAGUACCAGUCCUGGUAAGGGAGGCUGUUCUAGUCAAAUAGAGGGAAAUCAUUCUAGUCAGUUUUCAGAUAGAAAUGCUAGUCAGUAUGCGACAGAAGGAAAUAAGAUAUAUGUUUCAAAUAUACCAUUUAUUAAGUCAGAACCAGUAGAUGAUUAUACGCCAAUGACAGCUGAUUACAGACAAGUCACCACCAAUGGCAGUUCUCCAGACAGCAUGUUGUCACAUGACACAGAUAUUUCUCCAGUUGAGGAUUCUGCCAAGAACAGUAUUGCAAACAGACCAACUUCUCUGAUUCCGUUAGCUAAUAUUUUUAAGAGAUAUGGUACAAAGUCAGUUAAAAAUGAGCACAUCAAUACACCAGAGUCCAUCCCGGAGAUCCAAGACAAGGAAGAUGACUUGCCAUCAGAGAGUAGCAUUCUGAGAUCCUUGUAUGACCAACCCUUGUAUGGAAUGGAAGAUAACAGCAGCAGUACAAAUGAUUUUGAAAAUACAAGUCAAGUGGCUAUUAACUUACCAUCAAAUUUAAGUGAAAAUAUAGAACAGUUUCCAUCCACUACAGAAAACCUUGUGCUCUCAGGCUAUUAUGAUGCAGAAAAUUAUCCUGCCUAUCGACACAAUAAAAAGCAUCCAGCCAACAGCAGCACAAAGAAAUCCAAGAGUAAAGAGAAAACAAGUACUGGAAAUAAAUCUGCUACUAAUCCAAGCUAUGUGGACACUUUGGUGAGUCCUGGAGGUUCUGACCUGAAGAUGAGAAUGUUUGAAUCUGGUGGUAGACUGGUCUAUGCCUGUGAUGUUUGCAAGAGAGAGUUAUCCCACUUGACAAGUUACAGACGUCAUAUGAAGCUUCAUACAAUGGAUCGUCCACACAAAUGCCCUGUCUGUUCUAAGGGAUUUAUACGCAAGUACCAUUGUAUAGAUCAUCUCAACAAACAUCACAAGGGUGUAGAAUUUGAUCAUGAUACACUGACUUUACGUGGAAACUCGAAGGGCUUAAAUGAGUCUACUGCAUAUUCGGAAUCUCUCAGCAUUUCACCAGGGGAGUAUAAUUACACCUUGGAUCAGUCCAUUGAAGAGACUGACCAAUCAAUGAACACCAGCAUUGACCAGUCAGCUUCUAACAUGCUUUCAGAGCUCGCUAGAUCUGCUCAGAAGGCUCAGUUUCUUAACCAAUCAGAAGCAGGGACUGUCAUUACAUCAGCUUCUGAGUCAGUAGGUACCAACCAGUCAGAAGCAGGGACUGUCAUUACAUCAGCUUCCGAGUCAGUAGGUACCAACCAAUCAGAAGAGGAGAAAUUCAACAACAUCCAAUCAGAGGCAAUAGAUUCAAAAACACCAGAAUCAGAGAAUAGCAGGAAAGAGAAUGAAAAUCCAGAUGAUGUGAAGAUCACAGAAGAGAAUGGGUCAGAAUCUAUAGAAAACCAGCCAAUCAAAAGCUCCCUUGCAAAACCAGAAAGUAGCUCAUUGGCUAGAAAGUAUGAGGUAACAGAAGGGAUUAAAGCUAUUGUUGCUCAUUUGAAAUCUUCAUCUAAGAAGAAGAAAAUGAUUACAGACAGUGAAAUUUCAUCAGACACACUGAAGACAACAAAUGAAGAAGUUUGAAAGUGUUACUCUGUAGUGUUUUGAGUAUUGUCCAUGACAGUGUUAAAUUGUGUUAAUGGAGUGUGUUGAUGUUUUUUUUUUUGCAAAUUGCAAGAGAAUUAAAGCAUUAGAAAUCCUUUAUUAUGUGGGAGCUUUUAAGUAAUGUGUAGUUUAUGUGUAUAUAUAAAGGUUUACGUAGGGAAAAAUGUUGUUACAGCAGACAGCGUUAUUAAUCUGAGAAAAGUCGUGUGAUGUGAUCAUGUGAUGUCAUACUAUUCAGCUAUUUUAUAAUACAGCAUUAUUGUAAUGGUGGUUAUAUUUUAUAUGUGUUCAUUGAUGUGAUGUUUUAAACGUAGAUGAUUUCUCUUAACAUAUAUGAGUGUGUUAACAUAUGUUUUUUUUUGUUAUUGUUUUUUUUAAAAGAAAAUUUGAAUAUUUUCCUACAAAUGCACUAAUAAUACUUAUGUUUCGAUAGUUUUUAUCAUGGCCUUACUGGAUAUGUAGUAUUUAUUACAUUAUGAGGUAGUUUUUAUUUAAACAUUUGUCAAAACAUUUCUGUGUCUGUUGAUUGGUAUAUCUAUGUGUUCAAUCAAUUUCUUUUUUGUAUGAAGGUGCCCUGCUACCUUAUAAGUGAAUACUUUAUCUGGUGCUUUAAUGUCUUGUACUACCUCACUAUAGAUAUGUAGGGUGUACUUUCCUUAAACACAUUUAUAUGUAACAUAAAUUUAUGAUGAUAUUGGUAGAGGCAGUCCUAGAAUGAAAUAUUACUGGGAAUAAAAGUCAGUUUUUACAAUUUCAUGGAAUUUUUGGUAAUGAGACUUCUACUGCAUUGAAUUUUUUACAUGUAUUUUAAGUGCUUCAGAAAGAUCGGUGCUGUCUUGUGAAUUGUCAUUUUUUUAAAAAUCUUUCUCAAUAUACUAACAUCUGUCAGAUGUUAGUAUAUUGAUUUUAAAGUAUUGUUAUUUUAAUGAAGGUUCUUUUGAGUUGGAUAGCAAUUAAAUUUAUAUCUUUCUAGGAAUGCUUUUCUAGUUUUGAACAUGAUAAUAUCAAAAAUAUGAGCUACGUUCUGCUACCAAGGGUCUUUUCCUAAAGUUGACGCUAUGUAAACCAUUUUUAUACCAGCAUAUCCUAUAUUAUGUAAUAUAAUGUUUUUCAGAAUAGUAAGUCUUUAAAGCACACGUAUUAUUAUUUUGCCACUUUUCGACUGAAUUAAUUUCCCCAAAUCUAUGUAUUCUUUAGUCCAUGUAAUCAGUUGUUUUCUUUUGUUUGUUAUCAGGCAAUUCUGAAUUGUAAAUUUUGAGAUUGUAUAAUAUUGAAUUAAUUAUAUUGUGAAUAUAUCUUGUUGGGUGUAAAUACACACACAAAAAAAAAUCAAAAAUAGAAUUAUACUCCCUAUAUUGAUAAUUUUAAAUAUGUUUAUGUAUGUUUAUGAUAAUUGUCAAAUAUGUCUUAAGUACAAAAAAGUACAUCAUUUUCCAAUUAUUUGAAAUAUUCAAGCUUUCUAACAGAGCAUUUAUUUUCAAACUUUCAUUGCAUCAUUUGACUUUUAUUUGGCAAAACUUUGCAAAAGAGAUUUCAGGAACAAGAUUUCUCAAAUUGGCUCAUCUUGUAAAUCCAUUUCUGCUGAAGUUUACCCAUGAUCAGAAUUUCCUCUUAAUAAAUAGCAACUAUUAGACGGUCAACUCUACCACCAAGCCAUAAAUUUGUCUAAUGUUGAGGUUACUCUACUUAGACACUGUCUCCAUAAUCAUCAACAUUUGAAGUCUGAAGCUGGAACUUAAGAAUGACAAAUUUCAGAUUGACAUAACAUUUAUAUAGCAAAUUUAUAUUAUGGUAAUUGUGGUCAGCCAGCUGUAUCUACAAAAAAAAACACACUCAUGCAAAGUAUUGUGACAAUCUGUGCUAAUUUAACAAUGACAGAGCAAAAGGAAAAUUUACCCUUCCUUAAGGUAGUUCUGCACGUUUGAUAAACCGGAAGAAAUGGAAUGUCAUUUUAUAUGGAUAAAAUAGAAUAAAGUCUGGACUCAGCAUAAUUAUGGUAACAAAGUCAUUUUAUGAAUUAAUGGCAACCCUUUUGUAACUUAAUUAAAUGGCAACAUUUCUAUCUUUCUAAAGAUAGCAUAUGAAAGUUUGACAUGUUAAAUAAUUUUGAAUAGUGUCUUAAAAUUAGCUUGAAAUGUGCCAAUUUCUUUUUUCAUGGGCAAAGCACAUUGACCUAUACGUUUAAAUUCACCAUAUUAUAGACCAUAUGUUUAUCUACCACUGUGAGAAGUUUGUAGAAAAAUUUUUAUUCCUGGAAAUGUCAUCAAAAUUGUGAUUUUCCCAUUGACUUCCAUUAUGAAAAUUUGUGUGAGGUCCAAAUUUUUCAGUCUAGCAAAAAAAAUAAGCACACGACCCUAUCAUUUCAUUUGCUGAAGUUUUGAAAAAUCAGGGUUUAAUAAGAUUCUUCUUUGUGAAAAAAAAAAUUAAUCUGAAAUGAGCAGAACUACCUUAAAUCAAAGUGUAAAGUUUCAGACUUAAAGCGUUGAUGAAUAUAGGCCCUGGUAUACAUGAUACAAAUUGGUUUAAACCUCUAUAAAUUCAUGCGGUUAAAACUUCUUUUAUUACACUUCAUUACUAAUGAAACUUGGUACAUCUGUUUAAUGAUAGGAACUAUUAUAAGGCAAAGUUUGAACAUGGAAGUCAGAAAACGAAAACGUGAAACAAUUUUUGAAGUCUGAAGUCCAAAUUUUACAUUUAAAGCAUUGAUGAAUACAGACCAAGAAAAACAUAAAACAUGCAAUUCUCUUUGAAAAGUCAAAAAUGCGUCCCAAGUCGAGUAAGUCGCCAUAUGACCUAUAAUUGUGUCGGUGUGACUUUAAACCCAACAAUAAUGGAACAGAAAAACCAAGGAGAUUACAUUUUUUGCAAGAUAGUCAAACAGGAUUCUUUAUUUCUAUAUGCUGUGCCUUUAAAAGGUCAAACAGAGCUAUCUGUGUAAAGAUAGGAAAAGAUUUAGUUAGGUAGUUACACGAGUUACUAGUCACAAUAAUUAUUUUAUAAUACUCGUAGUA